CCUCCUUCCUCUCUCCCUCCCUCUGGCGUCCCCAGCCGACUCCCGCUUCCGGUCGGCGGCAGUCUGCGGAAGGGUGUCCCGCCUCUUCCGCCUUUACAGAGGAGGUGGCGGCGGCGGCGGCGGCGGCGGCGCCUGCGCGUCUUCUGUCAGGGUCAGCAGGCGGGUCCCCUGGGUGGUCCACCUGCGCUUCGCGGAGCCGCGCCGUGGGGGUCGAUGGCGAUGAACUACAACGCGAAGGAUGAAGUGGAUGGUGGGCCCCCGUGUGCUCCUGGGGGCACCGCUAAGAACCGGAGGCCGGAUAACACGGCCUUCAAACAGCAACGGUUGCCGGCUUGGCAGCCCAUUCUUACGGCUGGCACGGUGCUACCUACCUUCUUCAUCAUCGGCCUCAUCUUCAUCCCCAUUGGCAUCGGCAUCUUCGUCACCUCCAACAACAUCCGCGAGAUCGAGAUUGAUUAUACCGGAACAGACCCUUCCAGUCCCUGCAAUAAAUGUUUGUCUCCGAAUGUGACACCUUGUAUUUGUACCAUUAACUUCACACUGGAACAGUCAUUUGAGGGUAAUGUGUUUAUGUAUUAUGGACUGUCUAAUUUCUAUCAAAACCAUCGUCGUUAUGUGAAAUCUCGAGAUGACAGUCAGCUAAAUGGAGAUGCUAGUGCUUUGCUUAAUCCCAGUAAAGAAUGUGAGCCUUAUCGAAGAAACGAAGACAAACCAAUUGCUCCUUGUGGAGCUAUUGCCAACAGCAUGUUUAAUGAUACAUUAGAAUUGUUUCUGGUUGGCAAUGAAUCUCAUCCUACACCUAUUCCUUUGAAAAAGAAAGGUAUUGCUUGGUGGACAGAUAAAAAUGUAAAAUUCAGAAAUCCCCCUGGAGGAGAAAGUCUAGAAGAACGAUUUAAAGAUACAACAAAGCCAGUAAACUGGGUUAAACCAGUGUACAUGCUGGAUUCUGAACCAGAUAAUAAUGGGUUCAUAAAUGAGGAUUUUAUUGUUUGGAUGCGAACUGCAGCAUUACCUACUUUUCGUAAGUUAUAUCGUCUAAUAGAGCGGAAAAGUGAUUUACAUCCAACAUUGCCAGCUGGACGAUACUAUUUGAAUAUCACAUACAAUUACCCUGUACACUCUUUUGAUGGACGAAAACGGAUGAUCUUGAGCACUAUUUCAUGGAUGGGAGGAAAAAAUCCAUUUUUGGGGAUUGCUUACAUCACUAUUGGAUCCAUCUCCUUCCUUCUAGGAGUUGUACUACUAGUAAUCAAUCAUAAAUAUAGAAACAGUAGUAAUACUGCUGACAUUACCAUUUAAUUUUAUAUUCUGAAAACAGAUUUACUGCAUGUGCAUCAAGGCCAGUCCUAUUCAACCUAGCUUUCGAAUGCUGAUGUCUGGUUAGUAUGUCAUUUUUGAAGUUGGCACAUAACUUUGGUUUUUUAAAAAAAAAACAGUUUUUGUCCUUUGCUUCUUCCUUAUGGAUGUCUUAUGGAACUAUAUGACGGGUAUGAAACAAAUUAACUAUAUAGAUCAUAUCAACACCAUAACUGCUGAAAUGGCAUUCUAAUGUUUGCUUUUUGUUGGGUCAGGCCAUAUGAUGCAUAGUCUCUUUUAUGUGAAAUGCAUCUAUUGCUUAAAUAUUUAUGCUGUGUUGAUAAUAUUAUAUUGACAUGUGAUGCUGUAUAUGUGUGCCUGUUGUGUGAAGAAAGGGAUUACAAGAUGUAUGAAUAUAACACCUUGCUAACCUUGCAGGAUUCAGAGUUACAAAAAAGAUCUAAAUCUAAAUAAAACACUUCAUCAUUUUCAUGUGUCAUGUGUAAAGGCUUAAAGUGCCAUCUUUGUUGAGGUUGUUCAAGUAUUCCAUUUAUCCAGUACAGUUCUUUGUCAAGUAUAGCUUUGAUUUCAAAGGACAUGCUUACCUUGUCUAGCAUAGGAAUUAAUGGUCAUGUCUGAAGAGGUCAGAUGGGUCUCAGGUGGGAGAAUUUAAAAUUCCUUUUUCCAUUUGAUUAAGAUGUUGCAGUCAGGAACCCCAACUCACUUGAUAUGUUUUUACAUGUGAUCAUUUCCCUUGAAGCUUAUACUUUAUAAGGGACAAAAGAAUAUAGGUGAGAUGGGAAAAUUUCUUGGCAGACCUUCAUCUUCUGCCAGAUGUAAGUGUUCAGAGGAAACUGUUUUCAUUCUUGUGGUAUUUAACAUUCAGAAAUUUGCUUCAGCAUUGGAAAUACCUCAGGCUAUUUUUAUUUUGCAGGUAAGUUUUGAUUUAAGUACUAAUGUUGUAUUGUAGAAAAUUUAGAAAACAGUGACUUUCAUAUUUCAUUCAAUUUUUGCAUAUAGGUCAAAUAUAGAGAUGUAUGCACAUUCUCUUUGGUUAAGGUACCAAUUAUUUUGGUUGGUUUUUCCUAAGACACUUAAAAAAUAAAUUCUUUAAAUUUCCCAAUUAAAUUCUGGAGAUUUUGCAGUAUGCACAUGAUAAAUUAUAAUAUAUAUGGUUGAAGUUACUUUAUUUUCUAUUAACUGGAAUUAUUUUAAUAUUCCUUAUUGAAUAAAUGCUGUAAUUUGUUUGCUAUGGAACUUACUCUUGAAUGUAAACUUACUUUUUCAACAUGCAUGAAAAUGUAUGUCUUAAUCAGAGGUGGCUUAAUUGCAUAGAAAUGGCUUUUCUUUUUUAACUAAAAUAACUCCUAUAUUUGUAUAGAAGAAUGGCUGUUUAUUCAGAGUUUGUGAUGAUUUUGUUCAGUUAUAUUUUAAAUCAAAAGGUCUGGGUAAUGUAUCAAUUUUGAUUAAUAUAUGUUUUUUUUUAAAAAAAAACAACAAAAAAUAAUGUAAUGGUUAAUAGAAAUGUGCCACACUUCUUAAGUUUUGUAUAACAUGAAAUUUAGUUAAAAGAACUUGUAAUUCAUAAUUACUUUUAACUGGUAGAAUAGCACUUGCAUGAGGUACUAAUGUAUUAUUAUCCUGAAAUUUCUGAGUGCAUAGGGUAUUCUUUGUCUAAAAAUAUUCUUUGUCUUGUCAGUCCUUCAGAAUAUUGUUAUUUAUUCUGACCAUUGACCCUCUUUCACAUGGCAAUUUAUUUUCUGGGACACAUCACUGGGAGAGAAGGUUUUUGCCAGUCUUCCCAGAUUGAGUUUGUUUUGUUCAAGGAGGACUGCCGUCCUGCGUCUCUUUUUCUAAUUAGGGGACCAAAGGUGCCACGAAAGAAAAGUUGAAGACCCUUCCAACACUUUCUCAUCUGGGGUGAAGACAGAAUCUUAAGAUAUAUUUGGAGUUUUAUCUAUUUACAAGUUCAUCGAUGGCCUAAUUUCCUUCCCGUCUCCUGCCGUUUGAGCGCUAAGGGAUUCCUGUUACUAAUUAUGAAGAAUGCGGAACAUUCAUAUGGCCUCUGCGAAGCCUGGUGGGAAGGAAAAACAUUUCUUUUUUUAUGGGGCUUAUGCUCAUCUUUUGGAAAUAUUAAUGUCAUAUUCAACUUUUAGAGAAUCAUACUGCAUUUUAUUGCAUUCAGGUUAAGUAGAAGGCAUUGAAGAAUGCAUUGACUUACAGGAAGUAUUUUGAUAUAUGAAAUUUCCCAAUUGAAGGAAUUAUUUAAUAUGUAAAAGCUAAGAAGUUUCAUUGAAAUCAUAAGGCAGUUAAAAAUGAAUUGGUAAAAAUAAUUGUACUACCAAAUGGAGAAUUAUUCAACCAAGAGGAGAGUCAAGUGAAUAUUUUUUGUUUAUUGGUUAGUAUCAGUUUGUUUGUAACCUUGAUUAUAUUUAAAGAUAAUGUUCUGUUAGUAUGUUCUGUAUUAAUAAAAAUGAACAAAUUAAUUUUGCUAUGUUCAAGUGUCUUGCUAAAAUAAUAAUGCCUCAGUGUUGUUGUUAAUGUUUAAGCACUAAAUUUUAGCCCAAGGUCAAUAAAUCCCACGUUUUAACAUU
Messenger RNA from Panthera uncia (snow leopard), 3890 nucleotides. RefSeq names its product transmembrane protein 30A (gene CDC50A). NCBI's taxonomy places the organism in Eukaryota, Metazoa, Chordata, Mammalia, Carnivora, Felidae. The transcript has 7 exons. Bases 214 to 1299 code for a protein of 361 amino acids. Gene Ontology annotation, cellular component: endoplasmic reticulum; plasma membrane; Golgi apparatus. The record is from RefSeq and is a predicted model, not a curated record. Gene Ontology annotation, biological process: phospholipid translocation.